Messenger RNA from Eruca vesicaria subsp. sativa (arugula), 420 nucleotides. NCBI's taxonomy places the organism in Eukaryota, Viridiplantae, Streptophyta, Magnoliopsida, Brassicales, Brassicaceae. The record is from the annotation of a GenBank genome assembly.
AUGUUUUCUCAUACGUCGCCGUCUACUACCUCCAGAGACGCUUCGAUUAUUGCCACUAAACUUUAUCAGAACAACUCUUAUCCUCAGAAUCAGCUUGGCAGCCACCGUCCAUGGGCUCUGCAUCGUUUCUCUCCGUCUUCACGCUGGAGACUCUCGCUUCUCAAUUCAGUUUCUGAUCAAACAUUCAUUGCGGAGAAGCUCAGCCAUGAUCAGGCUGGCUAUGAUAGCAUACUCCCUGUCAAUCCUAAACCCUGCAAGGGUUUCUCCUCUAAGGUUAUUGAUCUUCUUGAGGCACUCGUCAUCAGGCUCAUGCACGAUGCUUCUCUCCCUCUCCACUACCUCUCCGGCAACUUCGCUCCCCUCCGAUAUGAAACUCCUCCCGUCAAGGAUCUUCCCAUUCAUGGACAUCUUCCCGUUUGA